This is a messenger RNA of Somion occarium, 3520 nucleotides long. The record is from the annotation of a GenBank genome assembly. NCBI's taxonomy places the organism in Eukaryota, Fungi, Basidiomycota, Agaricomycetes, Polyporales, Cerrenaceae.
GCACUUUCUUUCUCUUUCAACCAUGGCUUCCGAAAUUGCUCAGUGUCUUACUGCUACCCUUUCUGCUGACCCAACCACUCGUAUUACUGCUGAACUCAAACUUAAUGAACUCACUGCGCGUCCUGAAGCGGGCCUUACCCUGUCACAACUCCUCCUCGCUCAGGAUGUCGACAUUUCCCUGCGUCAGUCUGCGGGCAUUCUCCUGAGGAGGUAUAUCAGGGAGAGAUGGUCACCAUUCUUCGUACAAUUCAAAGGCAAUGCCACACAAGUAGAAGUUAAAAUCCAGAUUCGUCAAGCCAUCUUCCAAGGUCUUUCGGAUCCCAGUCGCAAAAUUCGAUCAAUAUGUGCUCAAAUACUCUCUAGCAUCGCGAAUUCUGACUGGCCAGACGAAUAUCCUGAACUGCUUACAUUGCUGAUUGGCUUGCUCUCUUCUGACUCCCCCGAUGCCGUCCAUGGUGCCAUGCAAGUGCUCGUCGAAUUCGUCAGCGCAGAUCUUUCAGAAGACCAAAUUCUACCUGUUCUGCGUGAACUGCUGCCCGUAUUGCUGAGUAUCCUCGGUGCACAAGAUCGUCACUCGGCGCUGACUCGUGCACGCACGAUUGUCGUUUUCAGACAGUGCGUCGAAGCUCUGUACAUGGUCAAAGAUCAACAUCCACAAGCCGUUAAAGAAGCGACGGCUUCAAUCCUCCCUGUGUGGCUUGAUGCAUUCAUUGUUCUUCUCAAUAUCGAUCCUCGCCGGGACGUAGAAAACACUCCGAACUGGGAUGGUCUCUCAAUACGCAUGGAAGUGUUCAAGACCCUUGACAUCUGCUUAACAUCCUUCCCUCGUACAGUAACUCCCUACGUACACGAUGUGUUGAAUGCUUCCCUUCAGCAUCUUCAUGCUCUGCAAUCCGCUUUCUCCCACUACUAUCUUACUGCGUCCUCGCCGGUUCCUCAAAAUUCAGAAGGCGGGACCAUCGAUCUUACUAACCUGACAUGCACGAUCUUUGACUUCGUGACACGCGCUGCUCGGGGUAGCCGAGCAAGAGAAUGGUUCAGUGAUGUUAACCUAGCCGCCCUAGUUCGUGCCGUGUUCGAUUGGGUGCAGAUGAGCAACGAAGAUGAGGAGCAAUGGGCGAACGACCCGAAUGCAUUUGUAGCGCAGGAUUCCGAUGAGACUCUCCAAUAUAGCACUCGGGUGGCUGGUUUUGAUCUCCUUUCAGUUCUGAUCGAGCAUUCUCCGGCAGUGACGGUUUCUGCAAUGAAUGCGGUUACUCGACAAAUUGUACAAGAAUCUAGUAACAACCGAGCAGCUAGGCAUGACGAUUGGUGGCGACCGCUUGAGGCUGCUCUGGCUGCUCUUGGCGCUACUGCAGAGAGUGUGCUUGACUGCGUUGAAGACGAACUAGACUCCGGGCGGCCGAAGCCUAUCGACAUCGAGUUCUUACUUCGAAGCGUUGUCCCUGCCUUGCUGGCACUUUCUGAGCGUCCGUUCCUGCAGGGGCGUGCAUUCGUAUUCGCCAGUCAAUAUACGAAGCUAUUGCCUGAGGAGUUAGCAGGACAAUAUCUCGAUGCGUCUGUGCAAGUUCUAGAGGCACCCGAAGCAGGCGUUCCUGUAAAGGUGUCUGCCAUCAGGGCUAUCCAAAAUUUCUAUCAGCAUAUCACUGCUUCCAACAAGCAAGCACUCGCACCUCGCGUUGUACAAGAUCUCCAACCAUUCGUCACGCAGACUUCGGAGGACACGUUGUCCCUAGUUCUCGAAACGCUCUCUUUCGUUCUUUUAGUUAACGACGGCGCAUGGAUAACGCCCGAGAUUGCCUCUUCUCUCCUAGUUUCUCUCAUGGAAGUUUGGACGAAGUUCAAUAAAGACCCACUCUUUGUCUCUCUCCUCGGCGAAAUCUUUGGUGCGCUGUCUGGAUCACCGGCGCCUGGAGCAUAUGAGAUAGUCUUGAAACAAGCAAUCCCGGUGUUGUGCAACGCAAUCCUCACUGCUAGCAGUGAUAAUGCUUGGCUUGCUGAGUCUGCUCUGGAUUUGCUUGAUAGCAUCAUUGGAGCCAGGGGAGAUCGAGAUCUAGGUGAUAACCUCUUCGCUACAAUUGCUCCUGCUUUGUUCUACGCCCUUGCUACAAAUGAAGACAGGGAUGUGAUCCAGAGUGGUAUCGCACUUCUUACGCUCCUCAUUCGAAGGGCAUUCAACCAGUUACUUGCCUGGUCGGAUCCUCAGACUGGCAAGAGUGGCCUCGAACACGUCCUCGCAGUGAUAGCUAAGCAGCUCCAGGGCGAGGAUGAAUCUGGCGGUCUCUUCAUUGGUGACCUUAUCAUUCAUCUUUUGAGGGUAGCUGGUGAAGCUGUGGUGCCUGUCUUGCCCGAGUUGCUUCAGGCUACGGCGAAAAGGAUGCAGACUGCCAAGACAGCUACCUUUGUUCAGAGUCUCAUUAUUCCUUUCGCCUAUUUAAUUCAUAAUGAUCAGCGGGAUACUGUCCUUACCCUUCUAGAGUCAACCGACAUUGACGGUCGCUCCGCUCUCGACGUCGUCAUCAACACUUGGUGCGAGAACGCCGAAACCAUGCAAGGAUUCUGGGCCUCUCGGAUCAGCACCCUAGCGCUUUGCUCCUUGUAUGCUUCAGAGCGGCCCAGCUUGCAACAAUUGGUGGUUAAGGGUGAUAUCAUUGUGAAGGAGGAAACAAGGGAUGUUAUCAUGACCCGUUCUAGGACCAAGCAAAGUACGCCACCUAAACAUGUCCCAACCGAGUGGACCAGGAUCCCCUUCCCUGCGAAGGCACUCAAACUCAUCAUUCAUGAGUUGACAUCUGGCGGUGAAUCUGCAUCAAUGGGGCUAGGGGACAUUGAACCCUCUGACCUGGCCACUGACGAUGGGGACGAGACUUGGGAGGAUGAGGGCCAUUUAUGCCCGGGCAUGGACAAGGACGAGAUGGCUUUCUUGUCCGAGUUGCUGGGUCCUCGCGGCGCCGCUUUUGACAACGAGGAAGGCUUUGACGACAUCGAUGACGAUGACCUGAAGGCAGAUCCCAUCUCUCAAAUUGACUUGGAUGCUCAUAUAAGGACGUUCUUGCGCGAAUGCGCAUCUCGCAACGUCAAUAACUUCUCUGCAUUAGUCGAUAUACUUAGUCCGGACGAGACGUUGGUUGUGCAGAAAGUCGUUUCUGAACAGUAGGCGAGCAGAUCUCUUUUCCUCAUUGUCAAAAUCACCGGUUGUUUGCCCUGUAUGUACGAGUGCGGAUAAGUAGACAUUACGAUAUAAUAACUGGAUCCCUUAAACAUGGAUGUGAAUGAUGAAUGAUAUAUCUAAAACUACAUAGGAUGUCAAUGGACAAUGUGCAAAUUAAAAUCCUUCCUUGCCUAAAUCCCACUCCCUCACACUACCCCGUUUCUUGUACUCUAUAGCCAUGAUGUCGAUCCCCUCACUGCCAGCUUUCUCAGUUUUCUUCUUCACGCUCUUCUCUUUAGUGAUCCCCAGUCUCUCUAGCCGCUUCCUCUCUUCUUUAUCCUCACGUUUCAAUCGAAUAAGUUCUAGCAU